GCCUGGCUCCUCUGGUAGGUUCCACAAUGGUACAGCCAGCAUCACGCUGCACAAUGGUUUCCAGGCAGUGAAAGAGCGUGAUUCAGCAAGCCACUCUUUCCCCCCCCCCCCCCCCCUUUUUUUUUUUCCUGCCCCCCCUUCUUUUAUUUCAUUAUUAUCAGACAUUUUGCCUCUCCUCUUUCUGUUCUCUUUCUCUUUCCCCUCUUCCCCCAGACUUUUAUUUGCUUCUUGAAAGGAAAAUCAGCAACUUGACUUGAAUCCAGCUGCACAUCUCUUUAUUCUCUUUAUUUAUUACCACUCUACCCACCCAUCUUUUCCACCCCAUCCUCAGCACCGUUUGGAAUGUGAUUUUUUUAUUAUUAUUAUUCUUUUUCUUUUUUAAAAAACAAAAUCCCAGCCCCAAGUGGCAGUUUUGGUGGGGGGGGGAAGGUCUCUGGACAAGGAGAGACUAGCUGGCGAGCACGGAAUGGGCUAGUAUUAGAAACCUGGAGCAGCAGCAGGCCAGACUCAAGUCCCAGCCAUGGCAACCCAUGCAUGAAGUUGAUGCCUUUGAACCAUUUCCUAUAGAUGAGACAUAGCAGACACUGUGGUAUUUAUGAGCCGCCACUUCUUGUAUUAUUGUGGUGAACCUACUCUGGAUGUGAAGAUUGCCUUUUGUCAGGGAUUUGGGAAACAAGUGGAUGUGUCAUAUAUUGCCAAACAUUACAACAUGAGCAAAAGCAAAGUGGACAACCAGUUCUACAGCGUGGAAGUAGGUGACUCGACCUUCACAGUCCUCAAACGCUACCAGAACUUGAAACCCAUUGGCUCUGGGGCUCAGGGAAUAGUUUGUGCUGCCUACGACGCCGUUCUCGACAGAAAUGUGGCCAUUAAGAAGCUCAGCAGACCAUUCCAGAACCAAACCCAUGCCAAGAGAGCUUACAGGGAGCUGGUCCUCAUGAAGUGUGUGAAUCACAAAAAUAUUAUCAGUUUAUUAAACGUCUUCACACCACAGAAGUCUCUGGAGGAGUUCCAGGAUGUUUACCUGGUAAUGGAGCUAAUGGAUGCCAAUCUGUGCCAGGUCAUUCAGAUGGAGCUAGACCAUGAGCGAAUGUCCUAUCUCCUGUACCAGAUGCUCUGUGGUAUCAAGCAUCUGCACUCUGCAGGAAUAAUUCACAGGGACUUAAAACCCAGUAAUAUUGUGGUAAAAUCUGACUGCACCUUGAAGAUUCUGGACUUUGGCCUGGCCAGGACUGCAGGCACCAGCUUCAUGAUGACUCCCUACGUGGUGACACGUUACUACAGGGCACCAGAGGUCAUCUUGGGCAUGGGCUACAAGGAGAACGUGGAUAUAUGGUCUGUGGGAUGCAUUAUGGGAGAAAUGGUUCGCCACAAAAUCCUCUUUCCAGGAAGGGACUAUAUCGAUCAGUGGAACAAAGUUAUCGAGCAGCUGGGAACCCCCUGUCCAGAGUUCAUGAAGAAGCUGCAGCCCACGGUGCGGAACUACGUGGAGAACAGACCCAAGUACGCUGGCCUCACCUUCCCCAAGCUCUUCCCAGACUCUCUCUUCCCGGCUGACUCUGAACACAACAAACUCAAAGCCAGCCAAGCCAGGGACCUUUUAUCCAAGAUGCUGGUCAUUGACCCUGCCAAAAGAAUAUCAGUAGAUGAAGCCUUACAGCACCCAUACAUAAACGUCUGGUAUGACCCAGCAGAAGUGGAGGCGCCUCCUCCUCAGAUCUAUGACAAACAGCUGGAUGAAAGGGAACACACAAUCGAGGAAUGGAAAGAACUCAUCUACAAAGAAGUAAUGAAUUCUGAAGAAAAGACUAAAAAUGGAGUAGUAAAAGGCCAGCCUUCUCCUUCAGGUGCAGCAGUGAACAGCAGUGAAAGCCUCCCUCCAUCCUCAUCUGUCAACGACAUCUCCUCCAUGUCCACGGAUCAAACCCUGGCGUCUGACACGGACAGCAGCCUGGAAGCUUCUGCAGGACCCCUCGGUUGUUGCAGGUGACUAGCCGCCUGCCUGCGAAACCCAGCGUUCUUCAGAGGGUGAUGUGAGCCAGCAGGGCAAAGCUAACAGAGGUGACAAGGAAGAGAAACAAAACCCACAGCGAUUUCAAGCAGACCAACCCACCCACCAACCCUCUUCAGCCUGCUUUCUCCUACAGACUUAACCUAACGCAGCUAAGCUCGAGUGUAUAUUUAAAUGAUAGUCGCUCUGCUUUGGUCUCCUUCCAGUAAUGCUUCCUGGGGGAGGCAGAGAGGAAAGGGGCAAAAAGGAAAAAGGAACUGAAAAAACUCUGUUCUUUUUUUCCCUUUCCCAACCCUCUUCCCAGAAGAUGUAAAAUGAAUGGCUGCAAAACCAGCAACCUGCAACUGUCCUCUUCACACGGACAUGACAAGGUGUGCAGUAGCCACUCUCCAUCCUGUGUCUGCCUUGGCUCUCUGCUCCUCUGCCCCUCUGCCCAGGCAGGCAGGUGCAGGCUGGCCAUGCAUUAUUCUCCAUUCACAAAGAGCAUCCCCACACCCCCUCAGGCUGGGCAGCUGUGCUCAGUGUGCCCCCAACACACACACACACUAAGUGGCCCAUUUCAGAUGAGCUCCAUGACCGCAUUCAUGACGUUCCCAGUAGAGGUCCCAUUAGUCUGUUGGCUGAGGAGGUUGUGUAUCUUGGAUGAGGGCUUGUGGAAGUGUAAAUAACCACAUCCAACUGUGGCUCCCUCAGACACUUGAAGAUGUAGCACCCAAAUUUCUGCUGAGAGUUGUGUAUAUAUAUUUUGAACCGAUAAGCAGUUUGUAUUGAAAGAAGAAGCCAGGGAGCUUCGUAGGGAAACUCUGUGUUUGUGAGUGUUCAGACUUGUUGUUCUCAUCUGUAGAGCAGCUACAGAGCAAGCCAAGCCCAGGUUAGAAGGAAGCACAUGUGUCCUUGCAAGCUCCAGGGAACAAGAAUGGAGGGGUUGGGAGCAUGGCUAAGCCCAGAUUGCUCAAUAAGCAGCUCUUCCUGACGAUGAGAUGUGAGUCCCCACCUUAGUUCCUAGGCUCAUGGGCAGGGGUCAGAGCAGAGAUUGUGAUCCAAAGGCCAUGCAGCAUUUAGGAAGUUAGUUGGUUGAGGGUUGGUUUCUUAGCCUAGGUCUUUAGCAGGUUAACUAGAGAAAGGACAUUUGCAGCCUGCUCCCUCUGUGUGUGUCCUUGAGGCUUCAAGGUUGCUUUCCCUUUAAGUCAUUCCCUUGCAGGGAUCUCUGCAGCAGAGAAGGGGAAGAGCCCUUCCCUGGGAGCUUUUGGCUGUCCACUUGCUUGUGACAAAGGUCCUGACUCCCCAGGAAGUUUUAUCAGCUGUGUUGUGUGGAAAAGAAUCACCUGGGUCUAGUGCUCCUGGCCUCUGGUGGCAGGGAGCAUCAGUCAGCUAGUGCCCUGGGCUGGAAGGGUCUCCAGCAAGAGUCAGUUUGCAUAAGUUCUGGAGAAUCCAGCAGUGACUAUCAAAUUGUUUUGACCAGAUAAGAGCACAGAGGAGUCCCAGUGGUAAGUGGCAGCAAGCAGAGAAUGGCAGAACUUCACACAGAACCUCAGAGCAAGGCAAUGUUUCUCCAGCCAAAACCACACUUAGCUCUUUCCACUCACUCAUUACCUGAGUUGGGAAGCUAACCAAAAUCUGAGUCAUUUCUCCCUCCCACCCAAGAGUGCUGUGUAAACUGAAAUCAUCUUCUAAUGGUUUCCCAAACUGCUUAGAACAGAUUACUGCCUGUUUUAAAUGCAUUCAUUCUCACUCAACUCACUACCAGAACAGGACCCUGCUGUUAGGUGGCUCCCAAGCCUGUCAUGCUGGGCUAGGAAUCAAAAGUGAGCAUCAAAGUCAUACUUUGUUCAAAGGGAAGAGAGCAAAGAACAAAAAAAAGUUACCUGCAGAGUGAGGAGUAAGUAGGGGAGAUAAAAAUGGAGCAGAUGAUAGAAAAUAACUUAGGGCUUGGUAAGUCUGAGCUGUUUCAAAAUUGCCACAGGAAAAGUUUGGGGUUUAUUUUUCCCUUCUCCCCAGGUAAAUCUUUUUGAGACUAAAAUUAGGCUGAGAACAUUCUAAAACCUCAGAGCAGCAAUUGUGAAAGCAAUAAUUCACUCCUGCUAAAAACAUUUAGCAAUAUUCUCUCUUUAAGCCAUGAUCUGUCAAGUCAUUGUUGAGUGCUGCAACUCUCACUUCACAGCCAAGGACCGCAGAAGUAUCGAAAGGUGACCUCUGUAGGUCCAAAGGCAAUAACACCCAGGGUGACUUCUUAGCAAUAAUGAAAUGGAUCACCUCCAGACUGAGCUCACCCCAGCUGUGUAUUCCUCAGGUUCAGGUAACUGGUGUCUGCCUGUCAUUCCUUAGCCUGCACCCCUACUGCAACAAACCAAACCCAAGUGCCUCAGAGAGGCAAAGCUGCGUGGCAGAGAAGCUGCCAAGCCGCUGCAAGCGUAGGCUGUAGGAACUUGGAGUAGUCACAGCUGGUUGGCAGGGGCGUGGUGGAGAUGUGGCACAGGUCACUGACAGCAGACAGAUGCUGGCAGGUCUCCCCUUUUUCAUCUCUCACAGCCCAAACCCUUGCUGCUCUUCGUGCCAUGCUGUAACGCAGCCUCCCUUGGGUUCACGAGUGCCAAGUGGACAACCAGUGACCAGAGCAGGUGUCCUAGUGAGGGGCACUGAAUGACCCCACACCAUUCCACAGCUUUAUUCCCAGAAGCCCUGAUUCCACUAAGCACCAGGGCUUGCACCAACACGUGCUGGAGAGCAGAGGGAUGCAGACACAGCUGCCACCACCAGCGUGUGCCUUUGUCCUUUGCCCAGCAGCAUGUGCUUAAGUGCCUUGCUGAAACGAGGCCUCAAAUCACUGCACCUCUUUUUUGUCCUCACCUUAGUCAGUCUCCUUCCUGAGAAGCUCUGUCUGAGGAGACCUGGGGCUGUCCACAUUGGACUCUAGAGAAAAAGCCAUCAGUGAAGCAAAACAAUAGUUCUGUAGUGUUGGUCCUUGCCUGUCCCAGCUGGCAGCGAGCGCUCAGCAGCAGUGGUACCCUUGGUCUUGCUUUGUGUCAGGCAGGUGGUGCUGGCAGCUGAUCCCUUCCAGGACUGCAUGGCCUCUGGAACAAAGGACUGCAGUGAUGAUGGUCUGUAGCUCUGCUAAGGUAAAGAAGGUUUUUCUUUGAGAUGCUACAAGUUUUGGUAGCCUUCUCUUCAAGUCUCUGUUCCCAUACCCUGUUCAGUCUGACAACCACAGAUGCUUUUCUGAUUUCUUUUCUUGCCAGUGACCUUCUCAAUCUACCUCUGUUUAAAACAUUACUAAAUGCUACUUGAGUAACGAUUUUCACCUCGUUCUCUGAGGUUUGCAGCUGAAAGCAGAAUUGGCAGCACUGCAGAGAUGCAGGAAACUUAAGAAGCUGGAGGUCUGUGACAGGUAUUUAGGCACUAAAGGGGCGAUCAGAGGAAAGGAAGAUCAGAGAGCUGGAGUGCCUCUCCUGUGAACCAGGCUGAGUUUGGGCUGUUCAGCCUGCAGAAGAGAAGGCUCCAGGGAGACCUUAGAGCUGCAUUUCACUAUCUGAAGGUGAGCUACAGGAACAUUGGGGAGGGGCUGCUCAGAAGGGCCUGUGGGGGUAGGACAAGUGGCAAUGGUUUGAAACUGUAGCAGGGGAGAGUUAGGUUGGACAUCAGGAGGAAGUUCUGCACUGUGAGGGUGGUGAGACAGUGGAACGGGUUGCUGAGAGAUGUGGUUGAAGCCCCAUCCCUGGAGACAUUCAAGAUCAGAAUUGAAGUGGCUGUGGGCAGCCUGCUUUAGUUGGAGGUGUCCUUGCUGCCUGCAUGGGGGGAUUGGACAAGAUGUCCUUGGAGGGUCCCUUCCCAGCCAGUGCAACCUGUGACUCUGAAUCUGUGACUUCAUCCAGGUGAAGGGCACUGGGCACCUGUUUGAAAAUAUGCCCAAGAGCCCAGUGGGAUCUUCAGUGCCUGGAUACCUGAUGAAGUUCUGUCCCUAGUGGCUGCCUUAAGUCACACAGAGAACCAUCAGCAGGCUGAGGAGAGCUGCAGAAGCAUCACAACCGCCGGUGGCUCUCGGAGGACUGGCCGCGAAGAAUAGCACUGAGAAGGUAGAACCUUGCUAUGAAACACUGCUGCUUUCUGCUCAGGUGGAGCUCUUCUGGAUGGUGUGAGAAAGUGGAGACCCCCAGAAAAGGCAAAAUGGCUUUUAAAAAACCCUGCCUCUCUUUUCCUUCUCACUAACUUCUCCAGGAUUUGAAGGGGGCUACGGGAGGGCUGGAGAGAGGCUUUUAACCCCUCUCCAGCUGAACGUGGAGUGACAGGAGAAGGGGUGAUGGCUUCACACUCGAAGAAGCUGGACUGAGAUGAGACAUGAGGAAGAAAUUCUUCCCCAUGAGGGUUGUGAAGCACUGACACAGGCUGCCCAGAUAGGUUGUGGAGGCUUCCAAGCCUGGAACUGUUGAAAGUCAGGUUGGAUGGGGCCUUGAGCAAGCUGGUGGGGCAGGAGGUGUCCCUGCCCAUGGCAGGCGAUUUGGAGCUGGAUGGCUUUAAGGUUCCUUCCAACCCAAACCAUUCUAGGGUUACAUGAUAAUGAGUUUGAAUGAGGAGGUGUUUGAGGCCAGGCUGGGUGAGGCUCUAGACAGCCUAAUCUAGUGUGAGGUGUCCCUGCCCAUGGCAGGGGGGUUGGAACUAGAUCCUUGUGGUCCCUUCCAACCCCGACUGAUUCUAUGAGUUUAAAUGAGGAUUCACUUCAAGAUUAAGCACAUUUGGAAUCCAAAAUGUCUUCUGUGUCUUCAGCUGAUGACUGUUUGGAAUCCAAAUGUCUCUGUGUCUUCAGGUGAUGUCUUGGAGCUGGAACAGAACCUUGUGAGUUUGGACAAACAUCCUUUGAAACGUAGCAGAUCUUGAGAGAGUUCAGGUGUUUGAGUUGGUCAGACACUGCUUGGUGCAAAGGGAAUUGUGGCUGAAAAUCCUCCCACACAAUCCAGAGUUAGAUGGCACAGAUAGGUUCAGCAGCCUUAGCAAGCUUGCAUGAUAGAAAGCAGAGCUUAAACUGGAGUUUGAGUAUGGAAAUGUGUUCAGAAGACUCAACAAAAGAAACCUCCAGAAAGCCUGAGCAGAUACUGCUGUAACACACUGCUGGGGCUCCUCCAGAAAUCCCCAGUUCUUGGGUGCUGUUGGCCUCCAGAGGUCACACAAGACAGAUGUUGGUGUCACUGCAUCACUCUUCUGAACUGCUACCCAAGAACAGAAGCAUAGGGAUGGAUUUAUCUCCUUACCUCCUGCUUUCCCUUCAGUCCUUGGGCUAAGUGUACUGAAGAAGUGGCUGCAGUGCCUUGAGGAGGUUUCCCAAAGUCCUGCUCUUUAUCUGAUUUAGAGUCUGGGAAUGAGCACCAGUGAUUUCUUUUCCACUAACAACUUCUCUUGUUAAAUUUAUACUAACAGUCAAUUUUAAAACUGCCUGAGAGAGUCAGGAUCAGCAAAAAAUGUCACCACUCUCCUGUUAGACCAAAAACAAGUAGAAGAAAUGAGAUUUGAAUGUCUGGAAAUGCUGUAAAAUGGAAUUGGAAUAUUUUAAUUCACAGUAACUUUAAUCACCAAUGGAGUCCUAGGUCCAGUUCAAGAGACAGGGAACUACUGGAGAGAGUUCAGUGGAGGCUGCAAAGCUGCUGAGGGGCCUGGGGCAGCUCUGUGAGGAGCAAAGGCUCAGAGCCCUGGGGCUGAGAGCCUAGAGAAGAGCAGCCCCAGAGGGGAUCUGAGCAAUGCUCAGCAAGAGCUAAAAGGUGGGAGAUAAGAGACCAGACUAUCAGUGGUGCCCAGUGGCAGGACAAGGGGCAAUGGGCACAAACUGGAACCCAGGAGGUUCCAUCUGAACUUGUUUGGUGUGAGAGUGCUGGAGCUCUGGAGCAGGCUGCCCAGAGAGGUUGUGGAGUCUCCUGUGGAGAACUUCCAACACCCCCUGGCCAAUGUGAUCCUGGGCUUGCUACUGUGGGUGACCCUGCUGGAGCAGUAGGGUUGGACUGGAUGACCUCCAGAGGUCCCCUCCAACCCCCACGGUGCUGGGACUCUGUGGUUCUGUGGAAUGUUAGCUUAUUCUAUCCCAGACUUUGCAGCAUUUCAGAGGCUCAGGAAAUUAGUUGAGUUUCAGCUCUAUCUGCAUUUCUUAGUGCUUAUUCAGCUGUUUAAACUUUGUGUGAAGUCAAGCAAGCAAAAACCAACCAAAAAACCAACCAAAAAAGGUACUUUUUUUUUUGGUGUGUGCUUCCAGGGAGGGCAAUAAGCAAGAAAACCUGCAGGGAAAAAAAAACCUUUUCUUUAAAAACUAAAAGAGUUAAGGGUUGACUUCCAGUUCAGGCUUUUGGUUUUCCCUUUGCUUCUGUAUGUGUGUGUAAGAAAGAGAGGGAGUGCAUCUGGAGGUGACCUUUGGAAGCUGUCUCUCAUUCAUAUUUAAUGGCCAUGGUGGUGUUGGGUUGAUGGUUGGGCUCAGUGAGCUUAGAGGUCUGGAUUCAGUGAGCUUAGAGGUCUGGAUUCAGUGAGCUUAGAGGUCUUUCCCAACCCAACCAGUUCUGUGAUUCUGUGCUCCAUGCCAGUUCCCAGCAUGGAUAAAGAGCUGUAACUUAACCACACAUCUUCAAGAAUCUGAUGGCUGUGCUUAUUUGAACUUCCACCACUUCACAAAGGACACAGCAAGCUCAGAGUGAUCUUCCUCCCCCCCCACACAAAAAGAAUUCAAAUGGUUGUGCAGUAGGCUCCAGUAUUCCACAAAUCUGCAGGUGUCCUCACGAGUAAGAUGCUCAGGGGCUGGUGAAGAAGUGGUGGAUGCCAUCCUCACCAGUGAGCUGCAGAACAGACCUGCCCAGUGGAACUCAGAGGAAUGUGCUCGGUGUAGUAGGAACUUGUCAGUGUGGCCUGGUUUGCUUUCCUCUCCCUUUUGUAUUGUGUUUUUAAAUGAUCUGUUGAAUGCAAGAGGUGAAUGGUUUCUGGUCAGGCUCAUUGCCCCGCAGCAAUUUUGGCUUUUAAAGAGGGUUUGCUUCCACAAAAGAAUGUUGAGAACCUUCAGCUGAGGCUAAUGGUGCCUUUUUACCUGGGAGGGGAGAACUGAAAAGCACAUAUUGGAGGAAGACAGAGUCAGUUGGAGAAAGAAAUGUCUGCCUACCAUGCUCAGGACAGUCAGUUGGGGAAGGAGAUGUCUGCCUACCAUGCUCAAGAUAGAGUCAGUUGGAGAAAGAAAUGUCUGCCUACCAUGCUCAGGACAGUCAGUUGGGGAAGGAGAUGUCUGCCUACCAUGCUCAGGACAGUCAGUUGGGGAAGGAAAUGUCUGCCUACCAUGCUCAAGGCAGAGUCAGUUGGGGAAGGAAAUGUCUGCCUACCAUGCUCAAGACAGUCAGUUGGGGAAGGAAAUGUCUGCCUACCAUGCUCAGGAUAGAGUCAGUUGGAGAAGGAAGUGUCUGCCUACCGUGCUCAAGGCAGAGUCAGUUGGGGAAGGAGAUGUCUGCCUACCAUGCUGAAGGCAGAGUCAGUUAGGGAAGGAAAUGUCUGCCUACCAUGCUCAAGAUAGAGUCAGUUGAAGAAAGAAAUGUCUGCCUACCAUGCUCAAGAUAGAGUCAGUUGGAGAAGGAGAUGUCUGCCUACCAUGCUCAAGGCAGAGUCAGUUGGGGAAAGAAAUGUCUGCUUACCAUGCUCAAGACAGUCAGUUGGGGAAGGAGAUGUCUGCCUACCAUGCUCAGGACAGAGUCAGUUGGGGAAGGAGAUGUCUGCCUACCAUGCUCAGGACAGAGUCAGUUGGGGAAGGAAAUGUCUGCCUACCAUGCUCAAGACAGUCAGUUGGGGAAGGAGAUGUCUGCCUACCAUGCUCAAGGCAGAGUCAGUUGGAGAAGGAAAUGUCUGCCUACCAUGCUCAAGAUAGAGUCAGUUGGGGAAGGAGAUGUCUGCCUACCAUGCUCAAGGCAGAGUCAGUUGGAGAAGGAAAUGUCUGCCUACCAUGCUCAGGACAGAGUCAGUUGGGGAAGGAGAUGUCUGCCUACCAUGCUCAAGGCAGAGUCAGUUGGAGAAGGAAAUGUCUGCCUACCAUGCUCAGGACAGAGUCAGUUGGGGAAGGAGAUGUCUGCCUACCAUGCUCAAGAUAGAGUCAGUUGGGGAAGGAAAUGUCUGCCUACCAUGCUCAGGAUAGAGUCAGUUGGAGAAGGAAGUGUCUGCCUACCGUGCUCAAGGCAGAGUCAGUUGGGGAAGGAGAUGUCUGCCUACCAUACUGAAGGCAGAGUCAGUUAGGGAAGGAAAUGUCUGCCUACCAUGCUCAAGAUAGAGUCAGUUGAAGAAAGAAAUGUCUGCCUACCAUGCUCAAGAUAGAGUCAGUUGGGGAAGGAGAUGUCUGCCUACCAUGCUCAAGGCAGAGUCAGUUGGGGAAAGAAAUGUCUGCUUACCAUGCUCAAGACAGUCAGUUGGGGAAGGAGAUGUCUGCCUACCAUGCUCAGGACAGAGUCAGUUGGGGAAGGAGAUGUCUGCCUACCAUGCUGAAGGCAGAGUCAGUUGGGGAAAGAAAUGUCUGCCUACCAUGCUCAGGACAGAGUCAGUUGGGGAAGGAGAUGUCUGCCUACCAUGCUCAGGACAGAGUCAGUUGGGGAAGGAAAUGUCUGCCUACCAUGCUGAAGGCAGAGUCAGUUGGGGAAAGAAAUGUCUGCCUACCAUGCUCAGGACAGAGUCAGUUGGGGAAGGAGAUGUCUGCCUACCAUGCUGAAGGCAGAGUCAGUUGGGGAAAGAAAUGUCUGCCUACCAUGCUCAAGACAGUCAGUUGGGGAAGGAGAUGUCUGCCUACCAUGCUCAAGGCAGAGUCAGUUGGAGAAGGAAAUGUCUGCCUACCAUGCUCAAGAUAGAGUCAGUUGGGGAAGGAAAUGUCUGCCUACCAUGCUCAAGGCAGAGUCAGUUGGAGAAGGAAAUGUCUGCCUACCAUGCUCAGGACAGAGUCAGCUGGGGAAGGAAAUGUCUGCCUACCAUGCUCAAGAUAGAGUCAGUUGGGGAAGGAAAUGUCUGCCUACCAUGCUCAAGAUAGAGUCAGUUGGGGAAGGAAAUGUCUGCCUACCAUGCUCAAGAUAGAGUCAGUUGGAGAAGGAAAUGUCUGCCUACCAUGCUCAAGGCAGAGUCAGUUGGGGAAGGAGAUGUCUGCCUACCAUGCUCAAGGCAGAGUCAGUUGGGGAAGGAGAUGUCUGCCUACCAUGCUCAAGGCAGAGUCAGUUGGGGAAGGAAAUGUCUGCCUACCAUGCUCAAGAUAGAGUCAGUUGGGGAAGGAAAUGUCUGCCUACCAUGCUCAAGAUAGAGUCAGUUGGAGAAGGAAAUGUCUGCCUACCAUGCUCAAGGCAGAGUCAGUUGGGGAAGGAGAUGUCUGCCUACCAUGCUCAAGACAGUCAGUUGGGGAAGGAAAUGUCUGCUUACCACACUCACCACUUCAGGCAGCAAAGCCUGCCUCUGUAGCUAACUUUCACUGAGCAGGGCCAUUCUUGUCUUCUGGAAAGCAAGAGAUUUCUCAUGUAAAUAGCUCUAUUGAUCCUUAUUUUAUUUGCCCUUCCUCUGUAACCAACCUGUACUAACCCCAUGCCCCCCUUUCUGUUUAAACCUUUUACAACAAGGCUGUUGGAUGCCUAACUAUGGUCGGCCUCUGACCCGCUCCUAAGUCAGCCUACAACGCUGAGGAGGAGGAGGAGGGUGCUGGAGGUCUCAGUGUACAUAUAGAACCUUGUAUAUUUAGUAACUCAAGUAAGUGGGACUGAUGGCCAGUAUACAUUAAGCCACAACAGUUAAAACCAAGCUCCAGCUCUUAAGUCUAGCCAAACCAACUGUUCACCUUGCCAUGUCCAUCCUGUAAUAAGAUCUAAGUUGCACCUGCCUGUAGUUCUGCAUGAUCAGACUUCAAAAGUAUAACUACCAAGAUCUGUAAUGUAUCAGUGUUGAUAAACAUAGAUGUAAAAAAAAAAAAAAGAAAAAACCCAAAAAAAAAAGGAAAAAAAAAAACCCCAACCCUCCCCAAACUUCACCACCAGAAGAAAAUCAACAACAGCAACAGGUCAAGACCAGAAGCUGAGACAUGUCCGAUUGUGUUGUGCAGUCAUAGCUGGAAAGAACAAGCAGCCUCAGUCAGGAUGAGUGGACUGCAGCAGUGACAUUUGUUAAGGACCCACCCAACCUUGUUGCCAUUUUGGUUCGUUCCUACCCCCCCCUUUGUCCCUCUGGCCAGCUGCUGUCCCCUGUGUGUGCUGCAGGGCAGAGCAGGGCCGGGGCCAUCGGCGCGCUCUGGGUCGAUGCGGCAUCGAUGAGUUCUGCUUUGCGUUCGUUUCAGCUGGGAAUCUCCUGUGCUCCCAAAGGAAUCCUGGCAGAGCUUCCUCACGAGGGUACUCUUCUCACUGCUGUCUUGACUCCUGUCGGCUGCAUGAGCUUGGCAGCAUUCCCAGCAUGGAGCAGGCUGUGCGCUGCUGGGGGGGCUCCAAGUCAGGCAGGGACAGGACUCAACGGAAACACGGUCGCGUACUCUGUGCAUGACGCCUACAUGACACCUUUCUGCCCUUAGAGUGGUAAAACUGCUGAUCUUCACAGGUGUGGAUUUGGACCAUCUCUUCUUGGGUUUAGUUUGUUCCUGGAGGAAAGGUGUAGUGAACCUCAGUCCUUACCCCACCAACCACUCGCUCCUCUCCCGAGCAGCGAAGUGGAAGCGGUGCGAGGGCCUCCCGUGGGGCCGUGCUUGGGGGAGGGGGUGAAUUUCAUGCUGUUUGAAUGUGACCUUGCCAAAAAAAACCAACAAACCCAAGCCUGUAUGUCUAGCAGGAGAGACUGUGACUGUUCUAUAAGGAGUGUUUGUGUUGUUUACUUUAAAAGAAGCUUUGCUAAUUAAAAUAGUGUAUUCCGGAGUCCUA
This is a messenger RNA of Pogoniulus pusillus (Red-fronted tinkerbird), 12870 nucleotides long. RefSeq names its product mitogen-activated protein kinase 10 (gene MAPK10). The transcript is spliced from 14 exons. NCBI's taxonomy places the organism in Eukaryota, Metazoa, Chordata, Aves, Piciformes, Lybiidae. The record is from RefSeq and is a predicted model, not a curated record. Gene Ontology annotation, biological process: JNK cascade; protein phosphorylation. Gene Ontology annotation, molecular function: JUN kinase activity; ATP binding. Bases 596 to 1990 code for a protein of 464 amino acids. Gene Ontology annotation, cellular component: nucleus; cytoplasm.